AUGAAACGUGUAGUGUUUUCCUCAUUGUGUUUAAUUCUUAUAUCCGGAUGUCUCUAUAUUGUGUUAUCGCAAGGAGACCAAUUGGAAGGAAAAUCGAAAGUCCAACGGCCGAAUAUAAUUGUUAUUAUCGCGGAUGACUUGGGCUGGAAUGAUGUGAGUUUUCAUGGCGCCAAUCAAAUACCUACGCCAAACAUAGACGCUCUCGCUUACAAUGGUGUCAUACUGCAACGACAUUACGUUUUGCCGAUAUGCACACCAUCAAGGACAGCAUUUCUCACUGGACAAUAUCCUAUUCGAUCUGGUAUGCAAGGCUACCCACUAAAGGCAGGUGAACCUCGCGCAAUACCUUUGAAUAAUAAACUGCUGCCAGAAUAUUUGCGAAAAUUAGGAUACGCCACGCACCUCGUAGGAAAGUGGCAUGUUGGCUAUUACAGUGAUGAUCACACACCAGCAUAUCGGGGCUUCGAUACCUUCUUUGGGUACUACAAUGGAUACGUUAGCUAUUUUAAUCACACCAUUCAACAAAAUAAUCAUAUCGGCUACGAUUUACAUUACGAUAUUCCCGGAAAAUUGUCUGUGGACUACAAUUACGAAUAUUUGACUGAUGUUAUAACGGAAAGAGCUGAAAAUAUAAUUGUAAACCACAACACCAAGAAACCUCUUUAUCUGCAAUUGUCCCACGUCGCCGUCCAUUCUAGCGACUCCAAAGAUGUAAUGGAAGUCCGUGAUAAGGAAGAAGUGAAUUCCACUUUAGGCUACAUUGAAGACUUCAGUAGAAGAAAGUUUGCAGGUGUACUUACAGUUUUGGAUGAAUCUGUCGGUAGAGUGGUUAACGCAUUAAGGGAAGCGGAUAUGUUAGAAAAUUCGAUUGUUGUCUUCAUGUCUGACAAUGGUGCACAAACUGUGGGCUUAUUAGAGAACUUCGGAUCGAAUUAUCCUUUACGAGGGUUAAAAUUUACGCUAUUUGAGGGUGGCGUUCGUGGCGUAGCAUGCGUUUAUUCUCCCUUAAUAAAAAAGAACUCCAGGAUAUCUAAUCAAUUGAUACAUGUAACGGAUUGGUUACCAACAUUCUACUCCGCUGCUGGCGGUAAUUUACAGGAUUUAGAGGUAAAUCUUGACGGAAUUGAUCAAUGGUCCACCCUUGUUUCGGAAAAACCGACCAAACGGACUGGUGUGAUGUUGAACAUUGAUGAAGUGGAAGGAACUUCUUCGGCUAUAAUCGGAAAAUAUAAAUUAAUAAAUGGAGCAAGCAUUCAGUAUGGUGGUUAUUACGGAGACAGUGGUAUGAGCUCAUUGUAUCCUGAAUACAAUGUAUCGCGCGUUUUAAAAUCUCUUGCGGGGUCUGCAAUAUCCAAAAUAUCAAAGUCCACGUUAAAAGAUAAGAAAAUAAUUAAGCUUAGGGAAGAGGCAAGGGUGACAUGUAACAAGUCUACAACGUAUCCAAAGUGUUCGGGUAGAUGUUUGUUCAACCUAUACCGAGAUCCCUGCGAAACAACAGACCUGUCAUCUAGGUAUCCAAGGAUCGUUGAUCAACUGAAUCAAUAUAUUGAAGAAUAUAACAAAGUUCUGGUGCAUCAAACUAACGCGCCAGUGGAUCCAGCCUCUUACCCUGAACAUUUCAAUGGAACGUGGAUGCCUUGGAUAAAAUUGUCGAAUGAUUAUGUCUCCUUAGAUUUAGUUUCUAGACGCAGUGAGAAUAUUAACUAA
Messenger RNA from Dufourea novaeangliae, 1707 nucleotides. RefSeq names its product arylsulfatase B-like. Bases 1 to 1707 code for a protein of 568 amino acids. Lineage: Eukaryota; Metazoa; Arthropoda; Insecta; Hymenoptera; Halictidae. The transcript is spliced from 8 exons. The record is from RefSeq and is a predicted model, not a curated record.